AUGUUCCAAAGAACGAGAGUGCUGCUCGGAGGUUUAGUUUGGAAGCAAAAGAGAUUCAAUCAACUUCGUAAAAGAAGAGCUAGAGAAUAUCAAAAUAGAGUGAUGGAUGUAGAGAACUCACUUAAAUAUCCCUACGCUGAGCUCUCUGCUCCAGCAGGUGCAACCUCUCCUCUCGCUAACUUUGACAUUAACAAUUCGAACCAAAUCAAUGAAGUGAUUCAACGUGUUCAAAAAGCAACUCAAUCACCAAUCAGUCAUUUAGCUUCUGUCUUUCCUCGUAAAUAA
This is a messenger RNA of Naegleria lovaniensis, 285 nucleotides long. RefSeq lists its product as uncharacterized. Bases 1 to 285 code for a protein of 94 amino acids. The record is from RefSeq and is a predicted model, not a curated record. Lineage: Eukaryota; Heterolobosea; Eutetramitea; Acrasida; Naegleriidae. The transcript is spliced from 2 exons.